Cuscuta epithymum is the source of this 761-nucleotide messenger RNA. The record is from the annotation of a GenBank genome assembly. Lineage: Eukaryota; Viridiplantae; Streptophyta; Magnoliopsida; Solanales; Convolvulaceae.
GGGCCAUUUAGGAUAUUUGAGUCUUUUACACCGACCGCUGUAUGCCUGUACCAAACGUAAAUCAUUUUGAUCUUCAUUUUUUUUAAAGUGUGAAGCAAAAUCUCUUCUGCGAUCAAUUUCCGACCGGCCAGUGAUCUUCUAAUCAAUUCAAGAUUCAAGAAUGAGUCAGGUGUUCGAAGGAUAUGAACGUCAAUACAGUGAGCUGUCCUCUAACUUGUCAAAGAAGUGUACCUCAGCUAGUGGCCUUGAUGGAGAACAAAAGAAGCAGAAAAUUUCAGAAGUUAAAUCUGGAUUGGAUGAUGCUGAGGCUUUGAUUCGCAAAAUGGAUCUUGAGGCUAGGAGUUUGCAACCAAAUGUAAAGGCCACUCUCCUUCAGAAGUUGAGAGGAUAUAAAAGUGAUCUGAACAAUUUGAAAACUGAAGUUAAAAGAAUUACAUCUGCUAAUGCUAACCAAGCAGCAAGAGAUGAUUUGUUGGAAUCUGGUGGAAUGGCAGAUGCUAAGGUAUCAACUGAUCAAAGGCAAAGACUGAUGAUGUCAACUGAGAGAUUGAAUCAGUCCAGUGAUAGGAUAAGAGAAGGCCGAAAAGUGAUGCUGGAAACCGAAGAGCUCGGGGUUUCAAUUCUUCAUGAUUUGCACCAGCAACGCCAAUCUCUUCUUCAUGCUCAUAAUACACUCCAUGGAGUGGAUGACAAUAUUAGCAGGAGCAAGAAGAUACUGACCAACAUGUCAAGAAGGAUGAGCAGGAAUAAAUGGAUCAUUG